Saprolegnia parasitica CBS 223.65 is the source of this 1581-nucleotide messenger RNA. RefSeq lists its product as hypothetical. The transcript is spliced from 2 exons. The coding region runs from base 1 to 1581 and encodes 526 amino acids. Lineage: Eukaryota; Oomycota; Saprolegniomycetes; Saprolegniales; Saprolegniaceae. The record is from RefSeq and is a predicted model, not a curated record.
AUGCUGCGCCACGCGAGCGGCGCCAACAAGUUUCCAGACUUCCGCCUCUCGGCGUCCCAGGACGCCCAUUUCCGCGGUGUCGCAUCGACGCUCCUGCAGAACGCGAUCGUCGAGUGCGAAGACACAGCGAAGGACAUCCACGGCAAGUGGAAAUACGUGCGCGAGGCCAAUGGCCUCAAGCUUUACAAGGCAAAGAAGCCCAGCAAGACGAUACCGGGCAAUCAGCUCAUGGCAACUGGCAUCGUCCGCGGCAACCUCCUCGAGGUGCUCCGCGGGCUUUACGCCCAUGACUCGGUCUCGUUUCGCGUCAAGUCGGCCCUGCUCAUGCCCAAGGAAUACCUCGACUGCGAGGUUUUGCAUGCAAUGGACGUCCAGGACGACGCAGCGCCCUUCCGUUUCAACGGGCUCAAGUGGAUCGCGACCAAGUGGCCGGGUGGUUCGAUGUCCAAGUCGCGCGACUUUUGCUACUUUGAGUCGAUGGGUAUUGCGCGCAACACGGACAAGAACGGCAACGCGUUCGAGUACGGCUACUGCUUUAUGGACUCGUGCGACGUCGGCCAGUGCCCGCCGCUGGACGCGAUCUCGCUUGUCCGCGCCAAGAUGAGCAUCCGCCACAUCUUCCGCGAGGUCUCCAACGGGUACACGCUCGUCAUGACACACUGCAGCAUCGACGCGUGCGGCAAGAUGUCGGGCUUUAUGAGCGACAUGACGACGCUUCCGUUCCUCUCGUCGGCCGCCCGCUCGUCCGAGUGCGCCGAGUCGGCGCGUCUCUCGUUGGCGACGAUGGGUUGUGACGAGUCGGCGUCGACGCGCGGUUCUCGCCGGGGCACGUCCAUGCGCAACCGCGAGUGCAUCUGCUGCCUCGCGUCGUUUGCCGGCGGAAAGCGCGAGCGCGCCGAGUGCUCGCUCUGCGAGUUUGACGCGUGCAAGACGUGCGUCGAGGACAAGAAGGUCGUGGAGCUUCUCGGCACGUCGAUCCGCGCGACCAAGAAGCCCUACUGCAAAAAAUGCUUGUCGGCCAACCGCGCGAGCUUGACGUCGCGCCGGUCGCUCUCGUCCGUCUCGGCUGUGCACAGUCAGCGCGGUCUCAGCUGCAGCUACGGCUCGGACCACGCGAUGGUCAACGAAGCCGCGACUGUGCCCGAGCACGGCGCCGUGUGUCCGAUUUUGGAUUUCGACAACGAAGAAGAAGAAGAGUCGGUGUACUCGGGGCUCGACCUCGACCAAACGAGCUCUGUCGCGAGCCUCCACGACGAAAGCAAGGACAAGGUUCAAGUGCUCUACACCGGUCCGCUCGCGACCGGCACGACGUCGUUUGACGGCACGGAGGUCGGCAGCAUGUCCCGCAUGCGGCUCUACGACAGCUCGCAGAGUUUUGGCGGCGAAGACAGCCCCCAUGUGGUGCCCAUCCAGGUCGUGAGCUCGUCCGCGCCGAGCGCCGACCUCUACGAGCCGCGGCCGAUGGCCUACCGCGAUGCGAGUCCGCGCUCGAUGGCGAUGAAGAUGAUGCAGCUCUCGAUGCAAGCGCGCGAGACGCACGACAUUGUGCGCCGGAACCAAGAGUUUGCGCUCAAGAUCUAA